CAACCCCAGCCCUGCCUAUAGGAAAGGAAUGCCAAAAAUCCCACAGACGAGCCCUCCUUUCUAGUAUUCUCCUUAGUUAUUUAUUUUUAAGCAACAGGAUGUGAGCAGGAAAGCUCUUUGUCAGACGUGCUCCAGGAAUCAGCCAAAAGAAAGCACCAGUGUCUCCUUCCAGAUGUGGUUCUCUUGUCCCGCGAGACUCAUAAUGAAAUUACCGCAAGCCGAAUUUGUGGAGGGGGAGAGAAGAGCAAAGUUAUUGUAUAAACCUCCCCGCCGAUGACUGCAUUUUGGUACAGUCCAAAGAGUUUGCAGGUUAAUAAAGCCAAGUUGUGGUUUGUUUGCAGUAUUGAUUUAGGACUUUCAGUGCCUGCAAUUGCAUGACAGCUUGGGAAGACACCCCCCCACCCCCUCCAGAGGAAUCAGGAUAAUCCAGACGGAGCGGCAUGCAUUCCUCAGCGAAGCCCUUCAAAGAUCAGAAGUAUCGAGAACUUAAGCUACAAUGCAUUGAACAAAAGAAACUCUUUGAAGACCCCGAAUUUCCAGCUUCUGACGCAUCUCUUUUCUACAGCGGCCCCCCGCCCAGGAAAGUAGAAUGGAAACGCCCAAAGGAGCUUUGUGAAGAUCCUCGCUUGUUCGUCAACGGCAUCAGCUCCCAUGACUUGCACCAAGGGAAGCUGGGAAACUGCUGGUUUGUGGCGGCGUGUUCCUGUUUGGCUCUCCGGAAGCGUCUCUGGCAAAAGGUAAUUCCCAAGUCUAAGGAGCAGGAAUGGGAUCCAAGGACGCCAGAGAAAUACACGGGAAUUUUUCACUUCAAUUUCUGGUGUUUCGGGGAGUGGAUCGAUGUGGUUGUUGAUGAUCGACUGCCAACUGUCAACGGCGAGCUUAUCUUCUGCCAUUCCAAAGAACGGAAUGAAUUCUGGAGUGCCCUUCUGGAGAAGGCAUAUGCCAAGAUGGCUGGGUGUUACGAGGCCCUGGAUGGCGGCAACACUGCAGAAGCCAUUGUGGAUUUCACGGGAGCGGUGGCAGAGUCCAUUGACAUGACCAAGGGGAAAUAUGGUCGAGACAUCUCGGAGCAGAUGAAGCUCUUUGAGGACAUGCUGAAAGUCUAUCAAAGAGGAGGACUGAUCAGCUGUUACAUCACGCCUUUAACAGCCCGUGAUUUUGAGGCUGAAACUGCCAUGGGUUUGAUCCAAGGCCAUGCCUACUCGGUGACGGCCAUCCGGAAGGUGAGCCUUGGAGAGCGGCUGCUGACCUGCUCCAAAUCGGAGAAGCUCUUCAUGAUCCGGCUGAGGAAUCCCUGGGGGAAGAAGGAGUGGAACGGCGCGUGGAGUGAUGAGUCAGAGGAGUGGACGAACGUGAGCGAUAAAGAAAGAAGGAGGAUAGGACUCACUGUUGACAAUGAUGGAGAGUUCUGGAUGACCUUUGAAGACUGGUGCAGAAAUUUCACUGAUGUUGACAUCUGUCGGCUUGUGAACACGUCCUUCUUUAGCAUCCACAAAACCUGGGACCAGAGGAUCAUGUGUGGAGCCUGGAGAAAGAAUCCGGAUCCCCUUUUAAACCGUUCUGGGGGAUGUUUAAAUAACAGAGCCACUUUCUUGCAAAACCCACAGUACAUCUUUGACGUGACGAAGGCAGAGGACAAAGUGCUGGUCUCCCUGCAGCAGAAGGACCAGCGCAGUCACAAGAAAGAAGGGAAAGGGGAGAACUUCGUCGUCGGCUUUGAGAUCCUCAAGGUGGAGGACAACAGAGAAUGCCGAAUGCAUGCGAUGCACAUACAAGAGAAGGUGGCGACCUCCACCUACAUCGACAUGCGCACGGUGUUUUUGAAGGUGCUUCUCAAGCGAGGCCGAUACGUCCUGAUCCCGACCACAUUCAACCCCGGUGUGGAAACAGAGUUCAUGCUGAGGAUGUUCACAGAUGUGCCGUCAAAACUCAGGGAGCUGAAGCAGAAUAAACCCAAGCCGGAGUGCCUGGAUAUGCUGCGCGGCUUCCCUAAGAGGGUGUCUCAGAUAAAAAUCCACGCGGCGGAAGGCCUCGAGAGUCAAGACCGACAUGGGGGAGCAAACCCUUACCUGAUCGUCCGCUGUGAGAAUGCCAAGGUUCGCUCUCCUGUGCAGCAGGGAACCGUCAAUGCUGUUUUCAACACUCAAGCCAUUUUCUACCGGAGGAAUGUCAGACACCCUAUUGUGGUCCAGGUUUGGCACAGCAACCUCUUGUGGGACCGGUUCCUGGGACAAGUGCAGCUGACAGCAUCACCCAGUGACUCCAGGGAACUGCAAGCACUCCAGCUGUGGGGCAGAAGCAGGCGGGAGGCAGAGAAGAUGCCGGGUCACAUCACCGUCAGGGUCAUUUCCAGUGAUGACCUUCUGGAGCUAUGAAUAGCAAAGGCCGACAGGCCCAGACGUGCGGCUGCCGCCUCUCCACAAGAGACCUCGGUUGUCCCCUCAGCAGGGAAGCAGCAGCAAUAGCAGCAGCCGCAGCAAGGCCGCCUGCCCAUCACCUUUAAUUGCUUUGCCGCCUUCCUGCACUGAUCCCAGGCUCUACCUGGUCAAAGAAGAUGACUUUAAAAAGAGGAUGGGAGAAAUUAUUCAACCACUACAUCGUUCUUUUUCUGUUUCUAUGUAUAUAUUCUCUCUCUCCAGCCUCAUUACCUUGCAGUGGGUUGAUUUCAAGAGCUGGGUUUACUACGGGAGUGAAGUUCUUAUUCAUGUCUCAAUUGGAAAUUGAAAUUUCAUGGAAAUGGGCAAGACGGGAUUUACUCCUAGGACCAUCAGCAGGAGGGCAAGUGGGAAUCAUAGGGCUGAAUCCUUGCGAUCGUUGGAGGCUUAGCCUAAUUCGGGGAUGGGACUGCGGAGACUUGACUUUGCUUCCUGAUAUCCUGAUUUGCAUCCAUCAUGCCGUGAAUAGAGCCGCGUCAACUUGACUGUAUUUCUUUCAUCUUGUGUUGAGUAUCACUGCAGCAGUCGAAACAAUGGUCAAAUACAACGUUUCAUUGAUGAGUGUCAUGAGGAGAGGAUCAGAUAUCUGGGACUGAAGUACAGGCCUUGCCAUUCACGUUGCAAGGUUGGAGAAUGGAGGCUUGUUGAGGCACAUUCCAGACUGCUUGUCUUAGACCUGAUCCAGCUUUGUGACUUAAUCUACCCCAGUUGUGUGAAAAUGCAAAAGGAGAGAGAUGACCAUGUGUGUGGUAGAGGAGAAGCUGCUGGUAUCCUUUGCCCUUUCCUUCUGUAGUCAAGCACAAUAUGCUUGACAGCUGUAGGAGCUUAAUAAAGCCUGCCAUUAUUAAUAA
Messenger RNA from Heteronotia binoei (common prickly gecko), 3286 nucleotides. It is a transcript of the gene CAPN6, whose product is annotated as calpain 6. The record is from RefSeq and is a predicted model, not a curated record. Gene Ontology annotation, biological process: proteolysis. Lineage: Eukaryota; Metazoa; Chordata; Lepidosauria; Squamata; Gekkonidae. The transcript is spliced from 13 exons. Gene Ontology annotation, molecular function: calcium-dependent cysteine-type endopeptidase activity. Gene Ontology annotation, cellular component: cytoplasm. Bases 441 to 2375 code for a protein of 644 amino acids.